AUGGGUGAAUCGAGACAAGAACUUAUUCAAUGGCUCAACAGCCUCCUCCAGCUCAACAUGACCAAGGUCGAGCAAUGCGGCACUGGCGCUGCUCUCUGCCAGGUCUUCGACAGCAUAUAUAUGGAUGUGCCCAUGUCCAAAGUCAAGUUCAACGCCAAUGGUGAAUGGGCAUACGUGCAGAAUUUCAAAGUGUUACAAAGUAUGGACACCAUCCUUGAUCAUUUAUUUGCCAAGCAUCAAAUUGACAAGCCCAUCCCCGUCGAAGCUCUGAUCAAAUGCAAGAUGCAGGAUAACCUGGAGUUCCUGCAGUGGACCAAGAGGUUCUGGGACCUAAACUUCCCCGACCACGACUACGACGCUGUCUCACGGAGAAAGGGCGGCGGCAUUGCCAGCUCUACUGCCCCCAUCACCAGAGCUCCUGUCUCUACGGGCGCUGCCCGACGAGGCGGUGCUGCUGCCGCUGCCCCCCGAGUUCCCAAGGCUGCUGGUGUUGGCUCCGGCUCGGCCCAGUUGCAAGCAGAGAAUGCAACUCUCAAGGAGACCGUCACCGGUCUUGAGCGCGAGCGAGAUUUUUACUUUAGCAAGCUUCGAGACAUUGAGCUGCUGAUUCAGCAGGCGGUUGAGGAGGACCCUGAGCUCGAGAAGCAGGAGGACGGUCUAAUCAAGCAGAUUCAGCUCAUUCUGUACUCUACGGAAGAGGGAUUCGAGAUUCCUGAAGAGGGCGAGCCGCUUGAUGACCAGGAGACAUUUUGA
This is a messenger RNA of Pochonia chlamydosporia 170, 753 nucleotides long. RefSeq names its product calponin-like actin-binding protein. Gene Ontology annotation, cellular component: microtubule plus-end; microtubule organizing center; spindle midzone. Lineage: Eukaryota; Fungi; Ascomycota; Sordariomycetes; Hypocreales; Clavicipitaceae. Gene Ontology annotation, molecular function: microtubule plus-end binding. The transcript is spliced from 4 exons. Gene Ontology annotation, biological process: regulation of microtubule polymerization or depolymerization; spindle assembly; protein localization to microtubule plus-end. The coding region runs from base 1 to 753 and encodes 250 amino acids. The record is from RefSeq and is a predicted model, not a curated record.